AUGGGCGAGAUAUUUGUAAAAUUAGGGUUUCAUAAUGUCACGAAAGUUGAAGACAAUCCAUUAGGAGGUGCAAUUAGUGCUGACGAAAAUUGCAUACAAUGUGAUUAUUACACAUCUAUAGCUGGCCUGGAAGAUUUACUGACAGUGGAAAAAACUUAUGUGAAGGCACUGCAGCAACACUUACUGAAGGUGGAAAAACUGAAAACGGAGUUGAAUGAUUCGCUUAAUGAAAUUGAAUUGGAAAAGAAAAAGAUGGAACAUUGCGAUCCAUUUACAAAAUUUAAGCUACUGAAAAGGUUUAUGGACAAUUGGCAAUUCGUACGGAAUUUAGCAGUAACAAUAACUGAUACGAAAAAUUUCAAAAAAUCCUCAACAAUUCGGGGAAAAAAGAUCGCACUACCAACGUUAGGGGAUAUGAGAGGUGCAGCUAGAGGCAUAUCUCGUUUGCAAUAUAUAUACAAACUAAACUCAACCGAUUUCUCAAACGGCUAUAUAUUGGGUCAAAAAUACAGUUCGGGAAUGACAGCCUAUAAUUGUUACAUUUUGGGUAAAAGUUUGUAUGAGUCCCAAGAUUAUACAGCAGCUGGUGAAUGGUUAUUUGAAGCUUUUAACAAAAUUGAGCAAAGUGAAGAAUCAAACCAAACUAAACAAAAAGAUAGUCAAAUACAGAAUGAUGAACCUACUAAAGUUAUACAAAACUUUCCCCACGUAUCUGAAGUUAAAAUUUUGGAGUAUUUAUCUUUAACUUUAUUCAAAGCCGGUAAAGUACAAUUGUCUUUGUUAAUGAAUACCCUACUUCUUCGAAAUGAACCAACAAAUCAAAAGGGAUUACAAAAUCAAAAACUUUUCGAACAGGAUUUGAGUCGCGAUAGAUUUAGAAGAAAAGUUCCUUCAAAGUCAAAAACUUCAACAAUUACACAACUUUAUGAGCAGGUUUGCAGAGGCGAAUUACAACAAAGUCCAGAGGAGAAACGUAAUCUUCAUUGCAGUUACACUAACAAAAAUCUCGCCUUUUAUCUAUUGGGCCCUUUGAAAAUGGAGUUACUUAGUGCCGAUCCCUUUGUGGCUCUCUAUUAUGAUGUCAUAUAUAAUAGUGAAAAUGAAAAAAUUAUUGCAACAGCUAAGAAAUCGUUGAAAAGAUCACUUAUUGGUGAUGAAGAUGAAUCAACAACUGAUGAAAUUCGUAUUAGUAAAAAUGCUUGGCUGGACUUCAAUGAACAUCCGGAAUUCUUAGCAAAGAUCUCUAAACGUUUAGAAGACAUAACUGGUUUGAGUAUGGAAACUUCGGAAGAGAUGCAAGUAGCCAAUUAUGGAGUGGGUGGCUAUUAUGCUUUACACUAUGAUUGUGAUGAGGAACAAGAUGAAGAAGAUCCCGGGGAGGGUAUCGAUCGAUUGAUGACCGCCAUGUUUUAUCUUAACAAUGUGGACUUGGGUGGCGCCACUGCCUUUCCCAACCUACGCCUUGCCGUGCCUCCCAUUAAGGGCAGUUUGGUGGUGUGGUAUAAUCUGCAUAAAUCUUUAAAGCCAGACUUUCGUACUUCCCAUGCUGGUUGUCCAGUUCUUAAGGGUUCGAAAUGGAUUAGUAACGUAUGGUUCGAUUCCCUGGGCCAGGAACUCAAUCGUCCAUGUGAUCUUCGACCAGAUCAUGCUAUUUCAAUGCCGUAUAAAUCCUUAGGAUUAGACUGAGUUGUUAUCUAGGAAAUCAACAAUGUUACUACAAUAAAAGUUAUGUCUACUAUUUCUAAAGAAGAGAAUAUAAAGUUUAAA
Molecule: messenger RNA, 1767 nt
Organism: Stomoxys calcitrans (stable fly)
Lineage: Eukaryota; Metazoa; Arthropoda; Insecta; Diptera; Muscidae
Product: prolyl 4-hydroxylase subunit alpha-1
Exons: 8
Coding region: 1-1686 (561 amino acids)
Biological process (GO): peptidyl-proline hydroxylation to 4-hydroxy-L-proline
Cellular component (GO): endoplasmic reticulum
Molecular function (GO): L-ascorbic acid binding; protein binding; iron ion binding
Source: RefSeq, a predicted model, not a curated record